This is a messenger RNA of Leptonychotes weddellii (Weddell seal), 480 nucleotides long. Lineage: Eukaryota; Metazoa; Chordata; Mammalia; Carnivora; Phocidae. The record is from RefSeq and is a predicted model, not a curated record.
GUAGACCUUUCCAGGUCUAGAGACCGCGGCAUUGACUGUGGUUCUGCCCUACAGAAUCCAGCACCCCGACACUCGCGCAGGAGCGCUCCUCCCGGGAGGCACCUUGCACGAACUAGGACAAGUGUGACUGAAUGAAUGCUGCUCCCACGCACAGCAGACCUGGGGGCCUUGCUCAGGCCCGGAAGCCCCUGGUGGAGAAGAAGCGCCGCGCGCGGAUCAACGAGAGCCUUCAGGAGCUGCGGCUGCUGCUGGCGGGCGCCGAGAGCGCGAGCAGCUGCAGACGGAAGCAAGCGAGCGCUUCGCGGCUGGCUACAUCCAGUGCAUGCACGAGGUGCACACGUUCGUGUCCACGUGCCAGGCCAUCGAUGCCACCGUCGCCGCAGAACUCCUGAACCACCUGCUCGAGUCCAUGCCUCUGCGCGAGGGCAGCAGCUUCCGGGAUCUGCUGGGGGACGCCCUGGCUGGGCCUCCGGGAGCCCC